UGUCAGCAAACUGUUCAAUUUUCAUAUGUUUUUCAGUUUGUUAUAUUUCUAACGUCAUUAGCAAUUCGACUUUUCUGUUCGGUGUUGAAAUGCCUUUGUUCUCGGUUUCGGUUUCACGAUAGUGCCGUAUUAACAUGAGUUUCGCAUUAGUCGUGAGGUAUGUGUAAACAAGUGUAAAUGUCAUGACUUUACAAGGUGUCAAGCGAAAAGUUGUCACCGUGAGCGACUUCCGGUUUACGGGACGCCUGCUGGGAAAGGGAAACUUUGCCCGAGUCGAAGAAGCCGUCCACAACGUCCUCAAUGUCAAGGUGGCGGUGAAGAUAAUCGAUAUCAGAGAAAUCAAGGAAAAGUACGUCGUAAAAAACUUGCACAGAGAAGCCCGCAUAAUGUCGACAUUGAAUCACCCCUGUAUAGCGUCUCUUUUCCAGACCAUGCAGUUGGCUGAUAACGUGUACUAUCUGGUUACCGAGCUUGUUUCCGGAGGUGAUCUUUGUUCUUUCAUCAUUGGCCAACGUUAUGGGAAGUUGGAAGAACGCCCAGCAAGAGUUUAUGCAAGACAAUUCGCUUCUGCUUUGGCUCAUAUGCACAGUUAUGGAAUCGUCCACAGAGACCUCAAGAUGGAGAACGUGAUGCUGAACUCGUCGCAGACGCAGAUAAAAAUCGUGGAUUUCGGUUUAAGCAACGUCUGGACCAGCGAAAAUCCUCUGCGAACCCACUGCGGGUCCCCGGAGUACGCCGCUCCGGAGCUUUUCAUUGCCGGGAGAGAGUACGGACCGGAAGUCGACCUCUGGAGUCUGGGGAUCAUUUUCUACGGCAUGGUCGUGGGGCAGCUGCCCUUUGUCGGGGGGCGAAAAAAUCAAGUGUCGUCGCAGGAACGCAGAAAGCGACUCGUGGCGCAAAUCAACAAGGGCCUGGGGGCCACGCAACGCCAAGCUCUGGCCCCCCUAUCGCCCGAAUUCCGCACGAUGUUAAACAAACUGCUUGCACCUGAACCGGUGAAAAGGAUCACCACGAAGGAGCUCAUCACACAUCCGUGGAUCACGGAAAAGGGCCGGAAAUGCGUGCAAAUGCACCCGUUUAAAGAGCUGGAUAACGACACCCGAGCCCAAAUGAUUAGAAAGUUGGGCGAGCUGUUCCAAGUGGACGCGACCACGGUUACGACGGAAUUGUUCAAAAACCCGUACGGGAGACUUGGCGGAAUAAACAACAUUUUGUACUACAAACACAUAAACGAACAAUUUAAUCCCGAACUUAUCGCAACUACAAUACAAAAUUCAGCGCCGGAAACAGUUCCUGUUAAACCUACAACGAAACCAAAAUCUGCCUCAUUAGCAAAAUCGCAGCAUACCCUCUACAACCAAUGCAUUGUUUUAUUAAAUAAAGUUUCAAAACAACAAACGGAAGCCAGAUCAAAAACUGCAAACCCUGCACUAACGCUCACAAAAAACAUCGCGAAACUUUCGCGAUCGAAAGCUCAAUCAGCAAAACCGACUUACUCAAAAACAAAUUGCGUCGUAAUCAACCGAAAGACUAGAGAAGAUGCUGCUAAAACGCCAAAUUCGGUUAAAAAAGCAACGUCCGCGAAGCCCCAGAUGGGCGACCCGAAGCGGCGUCCUGCCACCACGGGGACGACACGUCCCGCCACAAAACCGAUAAAACGCAGCAGUGUGUCGUCAGCAAUGCCACCGAUGUGCAAGUCAAGCAACCGAGAAUUUCAACGCCGCCAGAUAUGCAUAAAUCCAGCAGGAAUGGGAGACGCGAUACCCUCAAAAAGAGAACUCUCCAGUGUUGCUUUGCAAAAGCAGCGGUCCAAGGAUCCUCUAGCUAACGAGCCGAUCGCGCGAUCGAUCGCUGGAUACUUAAUAAAAAAUGUUCCAGAUUAUAUGUUUAACUCACAAACGAUGCGGAAAUAAUACACAGUCGCGUCUAAGUGUAGGAAUUGUAGGCGAAAGUUGGUUUCCUACAGUGUGAAAAAAUUGAUAAAUAAAGUAAUAAUUUAAUAUUUU
Molecule: messenger RNA, 2006 nt
Organism: Tribolium castaneum (red flour beetle)
Lineage: Eukaryota; Metazoa; Arthropoda; Insecta; Coleoptera; Tenebrionidae
Exons: 10
Coding region: 183-1913 (576 amino acids)
Biological process (GO): protein phosphorylation; intracellular signal transduction
Cellular component (GO): cytoplasm
Molecular function (GO): protein serine/threonine kinase activity; ATP binding
Source: RefSeq, a predicted model, not a curated record